AUGGCGUCACGUGCUAAAGCUAAACCACCAAAGAAGCGUCAACAACGCGCUACUUCGAAUAUCUUUGCGAUGUUUGAUCAAUCUCAAAUUCAAGAAUAUAAAGAGGCGUUCAAUAUAAUCGAUCACGAUCGAGAUGGUUUUAUCAGUGGUGACGACUUGAAGGACAUGUUUGCUUCAUUAGUUGUCAAUGAUAUGGAAAUCGACGCGAUGAUUCGCGAAGCACCAGGUGACAUCAAUUUCACCAUGUUUUUAACGUUAUUCGGAGAGAAACUUACAGGAACCGAUCCUGAGGAUGUAAUUAAAAAUGCAUUUAUGUCAUUGGAUGAAGACGGAUCGGGUAAAAUAUCAGACGAACGUUUACGGGAACUCUUGAUGACGAUUGGUGAUCGAUAUACGGAUGAAGAAGUUGACGAACUGUUCAAAGAAGCACCGAUUAAAAAUGGUUUAUUUGAUUAUCUCGAAUUUAAAUGCUUUCAUUUAUUCAAUCGAAGUUUCAUUCAGAAUAGUGAGAUUUUGUUACAAUAUUUUCUGGUCAUUGUGAAAAACAAGAUCUAA
Messenger RNA from Adineta ricciae, 555 nucleotides. The record is from the annotation of a GenBank genome assembly. Lineage: Eukaryota; Metazoa; Rotifera; Eurotatoria; Adinetida; Adinetidae.